UUGUGAGAUUUUGGGUGUUUUUUCUCUUCUUGUUUCCCUUUCGGCAACUUUCAGAUCUCUCUCUCUGGUUUCCUACAAAUCAAAACCCUAAUUCCCCCAAUUCCCAGUUUUGAGCCUCGAAAAACCUAAAUCUAACUCUCUCUCUCUCUCUCUCAAUCAAGACCCUGUCUUUUUCUCUCUAUCUUUUCAUCGGUGUUCCCCAUUCACCAGCUCGAUCCACAGGAACAUAUUUGCUUCAGAGGAGAUGUCUCCUGCUUCCAAAUCUAAGUCUAAAGACAAAAGGGUCGGCAAGGAGGCUCAGAAGUCUCCAGCCAAGCCCACAGGAUCUGCUAAUGCAGUAGCUGGUGUCCCUGCUAGUGCAUACAAUCCGUUAUUGGGAACUUUCCAUACCCUGGAAAUAUCACCAACAUCUUCGACUUCACCAGUACAUUCUAAUGGCCGUUUUCAGAAUAUAGAUGAGACAGAUGAACAUCCUAUUGGCUCAGCGGUAGCUGGUGUGGAGUAUGAUUCUGUUUCUAAUAAUGAUAGUUGGUCUGGUGAGUCGGAAGACCAUAAAGAAAAAGCUUCUAAUCUUGCUGUUCGACUGGAAGCAGUACCAGGAGCUGAUAAUGACAAGCGAGAGAAAAUCCGCCAGAAAAAUGAGAAGAAGCAUCAACGACAGAAGGAAAGGCGUGCACAGGAGUUGCAUGAUCGCUGCAAUGGAUAUCUUAUGUCAAGGAAACUUGAGGCACUUGCUCAACAGCUUGUGGCAAUGGGGUUUUCUCAUGAGCGUGCAACAGUUGCAUUGAUGCUAAAUGAAGGGAGGGUUGAGGAAUCAGUAGCAUGGUUAUUUGAAGGUGGUGAAGAAGCAGAUAAUCAGAUGGAUAGAAAUAGAGGUGGGGGUAAUUUGAGAAUUGACAUAUCAGAAGAACUUGCUCGAAUUGCAGAUCUAGAAACAAGGUACAGUUGCUCAAAGCAGGAGGUUGAAAGAGCGGUUGUUGCUUGUGAGGGUGAUCUUGAUAAGGCUGCGGAGUCCUUGAGAGAAUUGAAGAUGGAUAGGCUAUCUGGUCAACCAAAGCCAGAGGAAAAUGGUGAUUCUCCAUCCUAUAAGCUGUCAGGAGUUGUGAGUCAGAGUCCGAGGGUACAGGCAAAACCCUUUCUCUCUCCAAAUCAACCCAAAAAAGAUGAUAAGGAUUUUAACUAUACAAAGUCAGCAGUUAUGAUUACAGGAUCUACAGAAUCCAGCAAUAGACAUUUGCAGCCUCUUCUUAAGAGAAUCCAACCUAAGUCAGAAUGGGCAAAACCCCAACAAGCUGCUGUAACAGCUGACAGGAGGUGGCCAGGUGCAGGAUCCAAUCCUUCUGUUUCUUAUUCAUUGGCAUCACCUUUGCAAGUGUCUCCCACACCUGCCAAGACUGAGGCAUCUUAUAUGGCUGGUGGAGCUGAUUAUAAUCACAUUCAACCUGUAUCAACAAGGGAGCCAGUAAUUGUGAUGCAGCGGCCUCAAACGGUAAAUGCAAAGAAGGUUCCUACAGCAGGCUUGAGCUCAUCUCCUUCUGAUGCCGCUGGCAGUUGGUAUCCAACUAACAAUGGAGAAGUUAUGAGGCCCAAUGGCUUCAUGCCUCCUCAUAAUCCUAGCACUAGAAGCCUCAAUUCUAACUAUGGAAGCUCUAAUCAAAUGUAUCAUCAACUUCAGUAUCAACCUCAACAACAGUUUGUUGCUGGUAGCGGUAAUGCAGUAGAUCUUCAAGCAACCAACCAAAACAUGUGGAAUAGAACAGGUGCAUCCCCAACGCUUGCUGCUGCUUCUUCUCUAGGACUUUUUUCAGGGCCUGGAUCAGCGGCGACAUCAGGAGCGGCUUCUCCGGUAGACUGGAGCACUGGUGGGUCAAUCAAGUUCGAUUAUACAAACAUAGACUGGUCCUUAGAUAGGGGUUCAUCUCCUCCAAGGUCCAAUGCAUUAUGGCGAGGACUUUCACCUUUUAUAAAGAGUAAUGCUCAAAUAAAUGGCUCAAAUGCUUCUGGCAUGGCUGCUCAACCGUCAAUUAGAUCAUUACCCUCUAAUGGGAGCAUGGGUCCGUUGCAUGGAUUGCAAGAUGGUGGAGCAUCUUCUUCUGCAGAAAUGUCUGGUUCUCGAGAAUGGAGUUCUCCAUUUGAAGGGAAAGAUAUUUUUACUUUACCUAGACAGUUUGUUUCUUCUCCUUCUCUGUAAAAUGAGGGGUGAAGUUGAGUGAAUAAAAAGACAGACCUAAAAAAUGUGUGGAUUUCAUGUUUGUUCUUAUGAUAUGCUAAAGUUGAUAUCUUGUUGGUGGUAA
Molecule: messenger RNA, 2294 nt
Organism: Lotus japonicus
Lineage: Eukaryota; Viridiplantae; Streptophyta; Magnoliopsida; Fabales; Fabaceae
Exons: 2
Coding region: 245-2191 (648 amino acids)
Molecular function (GO): protein binding
Source: RefSeq, a predicted model, not a curated record